AAACUACACACCCAACCAAAGCCCGAGCCAAACCACCAAAGAUCCCACCAAUCCUCCGUUCCACUCCUCCGCGAAACCGACAACCAAGCAAGAAGCAGCUCACCGUCCGAGAUGGCACCGGCGGCACCACCUUCAGGAGGCACGGGCAGCGCGUGGCCGGCGGCGACCAGCCGGUUCGCGGCGGCGUGUGGCGCGCUCAGCCACUACGUGAAGGCGGCCGAAGCCGAAAGGGCGCAGGCGGCGCCGGCCGUGCCCGUGAGGCGGCCGCUCCCGCUCAUGCCGGGCGCCGACGUCGACGCCCGGGAUCCCGGCGCCGAAGCGGCUCCCGCGCAGAUGACCAUCGUGUACGGCGACCAGGUGCUGGUGCUCGACGGCGUCCCCGCGGAAAAGGCGGCGGGCCUGCUGCGCCUCGCCACCGCCGCGGCGCGGGGAGGACCCGCGGCCGCCGACCUGCCGGUGGCGAGGAAGGCGUCGCUGCAGCGGUUCAUGGAGAAGCGCAGGGGCCGGGCCGCGGCCCGCGGGGCGCCGUACCGCCGCCCGGACGCGUGCCCGGCACCUGAUGACCAACAAUAUCUCAAGCUCGCGCUCUGACUGAUUCCUCUGUUUCGUGCCUGCAUGCUGGUAGAGUAGGAAGAGUACGUCGAAUGUACAUUUGUUGCGCAUGUAUGUUGUUCUUGAUGAAGAAAACAAAAGGCUUGGAUUUCCAUAA
Messenger RNA from Panicum hallii, 709 nucleotides. RefSeq names its product protein TIFY 11e-like. Gene Ontology annotation, cellular component: nucleus. The transcript has a single exon. Gene Ontology annotation, biological process: regulation of defense response; regulation of jasmonic acid mediated signaling pathway; response to wounding. Lineage: Eukaryota; Viridiplantae; Streptophyta; Magnoliopsida; Poales; Poaceae. The record is from RefSeq and is a predicted model, not a curated record. Bases 112 to 591 code for a protein of 159 amino acids.